AAUCACAGAAGUAGACAGUAAUGAGUUGUUGUUCAUUGUUGGGUAAUCAAUCAUUCAAUUAUUUGUAAUUUUUAGAAGUGAUUGAUGGGCUUAAAAUUGUUCUGCAAAACAGUUUUGCCCUCAACAAAAAUAGUGAACAAAAAGUCGUGCAUUCUGAUUCUGUAUAAGCCUUAUUAAUAGUUAGAUUAGUUUAUGUCGUGUCACUAAGCACCACAGGAGGCCAGUAUAGUACAACUGUUCUAAUAUUGGAACUGGCCUAUAAUGUUAUCAUACGCUUGUCAUUUCAAAAUGUAUUCUGUGGAUUAACAUAAUUUAUUUGAUGGUAAGUCACCCUAGAUAGGUUUGACACAUUAAUUAUUCAACCCAACACACACAGAUUACCCUUGUCAUCUAAAUCACACAAAAUAAACUCUGGCAGGGAAGGAAGGAAUAUGUAAAACAGGGGGAGGGAAUCUUUUUUUGAAAAAUAAGAGGAUCAUACAUUUCUGGAGGGGUGCUGUGCUGUCUCAUAAUUCGACAGGGUAUUAAAGAGUUGACGCACAGAGGCCAACAGACAUGAGAUUAUGCACACACACGGGCAUGCACACACACACACACACACACACACACACACACACACACACACACACACACACACACACACACACACACACACACACACACACACACACACACACACACACACACACACACACACACACACGUGAAUUACGUAACAACUGUGAUUGGAAAAAGUUUAUCAGUCUUUAAAGUCAAUAAACUACAUUCUUCACAUCUGGUAAAACCACGAGGCGUUCCCUUCCCCAGUACACACAGAGGCACACAACGCACGCCCCCACACCCUUUUGAUUGUUUGACAGCACAGUUCGUCCUAAUUUCUUCUCCUUUUCCUUUCAAAAUCUUGUAUUUGUAUCAUCUAUAGCCUAUUUAUUUGUCCCUUGUACAAUUAACGUUGCAAAUGACUUCAAAAUGUAUUUAGUUAACGUUUUUGUACACCCUGUUGGUUAUCUUCACCGUCCGAUGUGUGGUAUAUCACAACAACAUCGACAUCCUUCCUUGCAGUGGUGUGAGGCAUUCCACUCCUUUAAUUAGUCUGUGCUUUUACACGUGGAAUCAGAACCACGGACAGCGCCUGCUCCAUGCAGCUGUACUGGAGGGACCUGGAUGAUAAAAGCCUGGUGGUGGGGGGAGCCUAUGGUCAGACCGCAAAUCAACUCUGAUGGGGAAACACCUGGGCGCCGGACACACCGCAAACAGCUUCCGCUGGAUUGAUCACUUUCAUACACCAAGGAGCAACCGGUCGGAUUUACUACUGUAAAGACGCGGGAAUGCGAUGAACAGUUCACAAGAAGUUUCACCUUCAAACUGUUGGAUGGAUAUAUAGACUACAUUUUUGACAGCUGUUUGUGUGCUUACGUGUGUGUGCGCGCGCGUGUGUCUGCGCGCGUGCGUGUGUGUGUGUGUGUGUGUGUGUGUGUGUGUGUGUGUGUGUGUGUGUGUGUGUGUGUGUGUGUGUGUGUGUGUGUGUGUGUGUGUGUGUGUGUGUGUGUGUGUGUGAGAGAGAGAGCGCUUGCAGGGGGGCAUCAAUCGCUUGAGAUGUCCGGGGAAUACCCCAACCCGUACGAGGGCUCCACAGAGUUCUCCUCCAGCUGCUGCCUUGUGGGGAACUUCUCCUUCAGCCUAAACGCCACCCACAACUACAACAACAAAAACAACCGCUCCACCACAAAUUCGUUCCAGCUGUCCAACAUCAACAGCAAAGAUAAAGUGGGAUACGGCGGGGACGGCUCGGCUGCGCUGAGGAUCACCAUCUCUAUAAUCUACUCCGUGGUCUGCGCGCUGGGACUGAUCGGCAACCUGCUGGUGCUGUACCUGAUGCGUUCCAAACACGUGUGGAGGAAGUCCUCCAUCAACCUUUUCGUCACCGGGCUGGCCCUGACGGACCUCCAGUUCGUGCUGGUGCUGCCCUUCUGGGCGGUGGAGAACGCGCUAGACUUCAAGUGGAUCUUCGGCAAGGCCAUGUGCAAGAUCGUGUCCUACGUGACCGCGAUGAACAUGUACGCCAGCGUCUUCUUCCUCACCGCCAUGAGCGCGGCGCGCUACUGUUCCCUGUCCUCUGCGCUUCGGGGUGGCCGGCGCGGUGACGGAAGCGGCGCGCGCUGUGCGCGUUGCUUUUGCUCCGCCAAAUGGAUCAGUGCGUUGAUCUGGUGCGCCGCCGUCUCCGCGGCACUGCCGCACGCGGUGUACUCUACCACGGCCACCGUGUCAGAAGAGGAGCUGUGUCUGGUGAAGUUCCCUGACGCGCCGGGGGACGCGCAGUUCUGGCUUGGGAUGUACCACGCUCAGAAGGUUCUAAUGGGCUUCGUUGUCCCGCUGGGGGUCAUCAGCGUGUACUAUCUGCUGCUGCUGCGCGUCAUCCACUCCAAGCGCGGCAGCAACUCGAGCGCGAAAAGACGCUCCAAGGUGACCAAGUCCGUGACCAUCAUAGUGCUGUGUUUCUUUCUGUGCUGGCUGCCCAACCAGGCGCUAACGGUGUGGGGCAUCCUGAUCAAACUCAACGUGGUGGACUUUAGUUCCGAGUACUACACGACGCAGGCGUACCUUUUCCCCGUGUCAGUGUGCCUGGCGCACUCCAACAGCUGCCUGAACCCCAUCUUAUACUGCCUGAUGAGACGGGAGUUUAGGAAGGUGCUGAGCAAACUCCUUUGGAGGAUCACGUCGCGGUCCGUGACCAACAUAAGGCCGUUCACAGCCACCACCAAGCCGGAGCCAGACGAGCAGGGACGGGUCCUGGUUCCCAUCCACUCCCCUGAGGAGCCGGUGGCGUUCUACCCGCCCGGGGCUGUUGUCUACAACCAAAGGAACGACGCUCUGCCGAACAGUACAUGAGGCCCGGGCCGAUCUGACUGGGAAUGUUUGGGUCGAAAAUCGUUGAUUUGGCCAGAUGACUGACGACUGAAAAAGUACUAUAAUAGCGAUAGCUGUCUGUCUGUCCGUCUGUCUGUCUGUCUGUCUGUCUGUCUGUCUGUCUGUCUGUCUGUCUGUCUGUCUGUCUGUCUGUCUGUCUGUCUGUCUGUCCGUCCGUCCGUCCGUCCGUCCGUCCGUCUGUCUGUCUGUCUGUCUGUCUGUCUGUCUGUCUGUCUGUCUGUCUGUCUGUCUGUCUGUCUGUCUGUCUGUCUGUCUGUCUGUCUGUCUGUCUGUCUGUCUGUCUGUCUAGGGACACAUUAAGUAGGCUACCUCUAUAUGUCUUCAAUGUCGUCAUCACAGACUUAAUAUUUUACUGGCACAUUUCAGGCAAAUUAUUUUGUUGUUAUUGAUUUUAUAAGAAAUACAAUAGCGGUACCCCAAACAUAAAUGUAUGUAAAUGUUGCUAUUUUCUAUGGUUAUGUCGACGUACUUUUGUACGCAUUUCAAGAUGAUCCACAAAAGGAACUGAAGAAAGAAAAGGACAGGACAUAGAAAAACAAACAAUGCCGGAGCCUUUCAUUGCGAUGGAGAGAGCAUACUUAUGUCUUCCAUAGGGGCCCAGAGCUGUGAGUGUGUGAGUGAUCUCUCCCUGGGGACCCCUUCUCCUGGUCAAGUGUCUCACUAAACAGACAGUGUUAUUCAAUCAAAUUUCACGGCCUUCCUUUUAGAUAUAAAUUGACUGUCACCACUUCUUGGUCUGUUUUGUUUUCGACUCCAGGUCUAUUUAUCAUUCGAUGUUUUUAUAGACAUUUAUUAAUGUCUCACAAUGUGAGACAUUAUCGUGUCAGUUGUGAUUCUCAUCAUACAGGUGUGUGUGUGUGUGUGUGUGUGUGUGUGUGUGUGUGUGUGUGUGUGUGUGUGUGUGUGUGUGUGUGUGUGUGUGUGUGUGUGUGUGUGUGUGUGUGUGUGUGUGUGUGUGUGUGUGUGUGUGUGUGUGUGUGUGUGUGUGUGUGUGUGUGUGUGUGCAGAAUAGCUAAACGACUUUGUGGUGGAGAAGCUGACUGAGAUACGUGUCUAGAUUCUGUUGAUUUUUAUGCAAAUGCCAAUGAAUGCCAUUUAAUAUUCAUAACAAAAUCAUGUCCGAAAAAGAGACUAAACCCAAAACGUUUGUCUUCACUUCCC
Messenger RNA from Gadus macrocephalus (Pacific cod), 4089 nucleotides. It is a transcript of the gene rxfp3, whose product is annotated as relaxin family peptide receptor 3. Lineage: Eukaryota; Metazoa; Chordata; Actinopteri; Gadiformes; Gadidae. Gene Ontology annotation, molecular function: G protein-coupled receptor activity. The coding region runs from base 1597 to 2889 and encodes 430 amino acids. The transcript has a single exon. The record is from RefSeq and is a predicted model, not a curated record. Gene Ontology annotation, biological process: G protein-coupled receptor signaling pathway; immune response. Gene Ontology annotation, cellular component: membrane.